Messenger RNA from Dermacentor albipictus, 1955 nucleotides. RefSeq names its product Autophagy-related protein 3 (gene Atg3). Gene Ontology annotation, molecular function: Atg8-family ligase activity. Gene Ontology annotation, biological process: nucleophagy; autophagosome assembly; autophagy of mitochondrion. Gene Ontology annotation, cellular component: phagophore assembly site; cytosol. The record is from RefSeq and is a predicted model, not a curated record. NCBI's taxonomy places the organism in Eukaryota, Metazoa, Arthropoda, Arachnida, Ixodida, Ixodidae.
CAUGCACCACAUGGAUAAGUCGACGAAUGCAAGCGUUUAGAAAGAACGGUUAAUGGUUGAACGAAGUCAAUAGAAGCCUUAGAUUAGCCCGCAGCUGCAGCUGAUCGUUGUUUUCCUCAUAUCGCCUAUCGUAGCACUUGAUGUGGUCAUGUGUGGGUGUGUUUCGUUCUCAGCGGUUAAGUGUCAGUUGUGAUUUUUUCUAGACGCGCGCGCCGUACUUUUCUGACAUUCAUUUGAGACUCGCAGAGCCAUGCAAAGCGUUAUUAACACCGUGAAAGGCACAGCUCUUGGCUUCGCCGACAAGCUUACGCCGAUCCUCAAGGAAUCCAAGUUUAAGGAAACUGGAGUCAUCACGCCAGAAGAAUUUGUGCAUGCUGGAGACCACCUUGUGCACCAUUGCCCAACGUGGCAGUGGUCAGCUGGUGAAGGCCUGCCAGCCAAAUCCUACUUGCCACCUGACAAGCAGUUUCUUGUUACCAGGAACGUGCCUUGCUACAAGCGCUGCAAGGACAUGGAGUACAGCAUGGAGCACGAGAAGGUGCUCGAGGAAGAGGGUGACGAGGAUGGUGGCUGGGUUGAUACUCACCACUAUGCAGAUGGUACUUCAUCAGGGCUAGCCGAACAGGUUCAAGAGAUGACUCUCGAGCCUAGUAAACCUGCUGCCACACCUGCUGCGACACAGAGGCUAGGCUGUGGUGACGAUGAUGAUGAUGAAGGUGAUGAUGAUGAUGAGGAGGAGGCUGCUGACAUGGAUGCCUUUGUGGAGAGUGGGUUGCUGGAUGCAGAUGACCCAGCAACUGUUGUGACGAAGACUGAAGCAACGGAAAAAACGACGGCCGCAGGAGGUGACAGUGAGCCCGGCGCCUUGGAUGGCGCCAUCGUAAGCACUCGCACCUACGACCUCAACAUCACCUAUGACAACUACUACCGCACCCCACGGCUCUGGCUAUAUGGCUAUGAUGAGAAGCGACAGCCUCUGAGCAUGGAGGCCAUGUACGAGGACAUCAGUCAGGACCAUGCCAAGAAGACAGUCACCAUGGAAGCCCACCCUCACUUGCCAGGCCCUCCAAUGGCCUCUGUUCACCCUUGCAGGCAUGCUGAGGUGAUGAAGAAGAUCAUCCAGACUGUGACUGAAGGCGGCGGUGAACUCGGUGUCCACAUGUACCUCAUCGUGUUCCUGAAAUUUGUCCAAGCCGUCAUCCCUACCAUAGAGUACGACUACACCCAGAACUUUGCCAUGUGAAGUGCAAGCGGUUCACGGCAUCAAACUUGUUUAAAUUUCUGUGGGGAGAUUUGUGGGGCACAGACAUCACUCAUUCUCUUUUUCCGUGAGCUGUGUCCUGAAUGUUGCAGGGAGUUACAGGACUUUUGGUAACGUGCAUUGGUGCUGUGCGAGUCGAGAACUGUGGUGGGGCACACAUUGUGUUGUUCAUUCUGUACUAGUUGGGUUGGUCAUGUUCACUCUCGGUACGAUUUGUGGCUGUCUGUAGACGUUUGUGGUGGUCCUGUGCCAGUUAGAAUGGAGGAUUGCAGUACACAGUUUUUCUUAUCUGGCAAAUACCUACUUGACCCGUUGUCAGUCCCUGAAGCUCCUACAGUGCUCUUGAAUGUAUUUUAACAUAUUGUGUAAGGCGUUUGAGAAGUUGUUACAGAGUACUAUAGUAAUGGAAGACACAUUGGCAGCAGCUUGUGAACCCUAAAGACAGAUAUUAGUUUCACUGCAUUGCACACUUGUCAUGAAGCCAACAGCUCAGAGCAAACUGGUAGGUAAAUGUGAUGAACAGUGCUCAUCUAUAAAAGCAUUCUUUGUUGAGGAUAUUUUCCUAUUCUCUUGCUGCAAUGUGCCCUCAUCUUUGUGCCUGCUGCAAAGGCACAAAGCUCUGCAAGCUCUAUUCACUAGCAAUUUUAGGCUUUUCACUGUGAUUUUCUGAAAUAAAGGCAAUGAUGCAAAUGAA